AGAUUUAUACUGAUAUUAUGUAUCGUUAGAUACUACAUACUGUACUUUAUAUAGUCUAUACAUAUUUUCUAUAUUUAUAUUUCUGCCUUGAGAAAACCAAUGAGGUAAGAUGCGUAUUAACGAUUUUCCAUUAGAAUUUAACGAGCUAAGAUUGGCCCUUUUCUAUUAUCCAACAUAUAGGGUAGUUUAUAUAUUCUAAGAGAUUAAACUAAUCCCCUUGGAAAUUUCUUUCGGAAAUUUGCUCUGUUAAAGGGAGUCAAAAACAGCUGAAUCGGUAUUUUUGAAAAAUCUUUAUAUCUUUCCUUAUGACAGUUUCAUAGAGGUAAGUUCAGUAAAAGUUUAUCAGUUUCAUUGUUAACUUUUUAUAAUUAUAUGAUAACGAUAUAACUUUAAUAUAUUCCCAAUUGCAUAUAUAAUUGUAAUAUGACAUAUAAGUAUUGUAUUAUUAGACUUGGAUAUUCUUCUUUUGCAAUGUUUUGAUUCAUUUUUUCCUCUACCUUUACCUUUACAUUUAUGCAAAAGCAGACUUUGUUCUAAUCAAUUUAUAAAGUUAUCUGUCGUUGAAAGUUCAUGCUUUAAUUCGAUCACUAGCACGUUUCUUUUUAAAGUAUUGAAGGCGCUGAAGGACAUUUGCAAGAUAUAACUUUUAUAAGAAAUAGUAGAAAGUUUGUGAAAUACUCCGUCAAGUGUUUUCUGCUUUGAAAAUUAUAACUGUUCACAAAAGGAAUUGAUAUAAUAGAAAGAUAUAGAAAUUUUGAACUAAAGCAAUCUUAUCUGCAAAUCGAUUUUCUAAUUCUUUAUUUUUUUUCGAGUGAUAACAUGAACGGAGACGAAAGCUGUCCCCAUCCUGGUUCUAUAGAUCGAAAUAAUGAAAAGGAUACAUUCAUAGAACAUGAAAAAGCCGAAGUUGAUUUUGUUUCUAGAGAAGAUCUAAGGGCAAAUAAUAAAACAGAUGAUUUUGAACAAGCUCCGGAUGGUGGAGCCAGAGCUUGGUUGGUAUGUCUUGCCUCUUUUUGGACGAAUGGAGCUAUUUUCUCCGUUUUGAACACGUUCUCUGUUUUAUAUGUUCAAAUAAUGAAAGACUUUAAAGAAGACAAUGACAGUGAUUUAGCUUUUAGAGCAACUUGGGUUGGGUCGCUUCAAAUAUCAAUGACUUUCUUUAUGGCUCCAAUAGCGUCAAUAUUGGUGGAUAGAUUCGGUAUUCGUCCAAUUUCGUUUAUUGGAGCUAUUCUAGCAACAUCUGGAAUGCUACUAUCAUCGUUUAUGACAAAACUGGGAUUAUUGUAUCUAACGUAUGGGCUCAUGACGGGUAUAGGAUCAUCACUUGUAUAUACAUCAUCCCUAGUUAUCCUUGGACAUUAUUUUAAGAAAUAUUUGGGAGUGGUCAACGGCAUAGUUGCGUGUGGUUCAGCAAUUUUUACCAUCAUCCUUCCAUUUAUCGUUAGUCCAUUGUUGAAAAAUAUCGGUCUGAAAGGAACACUAAGGGUUUUAACUGUUCAAUUUGGUAUAUUAGUGUUUUGUUCAGUUAUUUGGAAACCGCGAUUUCAGCAAAAGCAUACAGAACUUGACACUUAUCUGCACAGUUCAUCGACAAGUGUCAGAGAAAGAGUUGGAGGUUGUUUGAAGUUUGUUAGAAAAUUUCUAAAUAUAGAUAUUUGGAAAUGUAAAGGUUAUUUGGUUUGGGCUUUGAGUAUUCCAGUAGCUUUCGUUGGCUAUUUUAUACCAUUAGUCCAUUUGGUGAAGCACACAUCAGACGUUUUUCCAGAUAAUAAUGGUUCCCUACUGGUUACUUGCUUGGGUAUAACAUCUGGUGUUGGACGUUUACUUUUCGGUAAAUUGGCUGACAUGAACGGCGUAAACAGAGUUCGUAUGCAGCAAAUUUCUUUCUUUGUCUUUGGCAUAGUAACCAUAGCUAUACCAUUUGCCAGAGUCUUUUGGCAAUUGAUAAUUAUCAGUCUAAUCAUGGGAUUGUGUGAUGGUUGUUUUGUAUGUCUUAUAGGACCAAUCGCUUUUGAUUUAUUAGGACCGUCUGGAGCAGCACAAGGUGUUGGCUUUGUUCUUGGCUUAAUGUCUUUACCUUUGACAGCAGGAGCUCCGUUGGGAGGCUUUUUGUAUGAUUAUUUAAAAUCAUAUGAUGUAGCCUUUUGGUCGGCCGGUAUACCACCACUUUUGGGUGCACUUCUCCUAUUCUUGAUGCCUAAAUACGAGAGCCAAACAAGCAAAACGCUCGCCGAGUCGAUAGUAGCUAUGUCAGUGCACGAUUUAAGCAAGCCGGGAUAA
Dimorphilus gyrociliatus is the source of this 2280-nucleotide messenger RNA. Lineage: Eukaryota; Metazoa; Annelida; Polychaeta; Dinophilidae. The record is from the annotation of a GenBank genome assembly.